Rubroshorea leprosula is the source of this 2210-nucleotide messenger RNA. Lineage: Eukaryota; Viridiplantae; Streptophyta; Magnoliopsida; Malvales; Dipterocarpaceae. The record is from the annotation of a GenBank genome assembly.
CCUUCGCGGGCUUCUUCCACUGCACCGGAAAGGCGCCACUCUGAAUAUCAGUCCUCUAAACGGUGAUUUCUGCCUUCGCCGGGAAUAAGUAUAUUCAGACAUGUGUACGCUACAUGUAUAAAAAGGAUCAGCUUCUGGAAGAUACGGCUAGCGGGUUCUUGUCACCGGUAUGCAUCCUUUCCCACUUCCAUGUAUCCCGGUUAACUAAUGGGUUGUGUCAUUGGAAAGCCGUCAACACGAAGUGAUCGACGGAGCGUUGCUGGGGAUUCGCCCCUCAGCACUCGUCGCCGGAGCUCCGAUGAGGGGUCGAUCAUUAUUACCGUCGCUGGUGGGGCUGACGCUGUUGGGGAUAGGAAAAGACUGGGGAGACAACAGCAGCAGAAAGCGAGACAUACCGGGAAUUUUCCGGUGAAUGGUCUGGGUCCAGAGCGUCGGAGGUUGUCUCUGGAGGUGAACCAGCAGGGGUGGCCAUCAUGGCUUGUCGCUGUCGCCGGCGACGCCAUUCGUGACUUGACCCCUCGUCGUGCUAAUACUUUCGAGAAACUCGACAAGAUUGGGCAAGGGACUUACAGUAAUGUGUACAAAGCCAGGGAUCGUCUGACUGGGAAGAUAGUGGCAUUAAAGAAGGUUAGAUUUGAUAAUUUGGAGCCAGAAAGUAUCAAGUUCAUGGCUAGAGAGAUUCUAGUGCUGAGGAGGCUUGACCAUCCAAAUGUAGUUAAGCUUGAAGGUUUGGUUACUUCUAGGAUGUCUUCUAGUCUCUACUUGAUUUUUGAGUACAUGGAGCAUGAUCUUGCCGGACUUGCUGCCUGCCAAGGUAUCAAGAUCAGUGAGCCUCAGGUGAAGUGCUAUAUGAAGCAGUUACUCUCUGGGCUUGAACAUUGCCACAACCGAGGUGUAUUGCACCGUGAUAUUAAGGGUUCUAAUUUGCUAAUUAGCAAUGAAGGGAUUCUAAAAAUUGCUGAUUUUGGAUUGGCUACCUUCUUUAAUCCUGAUCAUAAGCAGCCUCUGACUAGUCGAGUUGUCACUCUCUGGUACCGACCGCCUGAACUUCUUCUUGGGGCCACAUAUUAUGGUGUUGGUGUGGACCUCUGGAGUGCUGGCUGCAUUUUGGCAGAGUUGCUAGCUGGGAAGCCAAUAAUGCCAGGAAGGACAGAGGUUGAACAACUACACAAGAUAUUUAAGUUGUGUGGCUCUCCCUCUGAGGAGUACUGGAAGAAAUCGAAAUUGCCAAAUGCAACACUCUUUAAGCCUCAGCAGCCAUACAAACGCUGUAUAGCAGAAACCUUUAAGAAUUUCCCGCCUUCAUCUAUACCUCUAAUUGAAACUCUUCUAUCCAUAGACCCUGCUCAGCGAGGCACUGCCACUGCAGCUCUGAAUAGUGAAUUCUUCACCACUGAACCAUAUGCUUGUGAGCCAGCAAGUUUACCAAAGUAUCCUCCUACCAAAGAAAUGGAUGUCAAAUUGAGAGAUGAAGAAGCAAGGAGACAAAAAGGUCUAGGUUGUAAAGCUAAUGCAGUUGAUGCUGCCAAAAGAGUUAGAAAUCGUGAACGUGCUGGGCGGGCAACUGCAGCCCCUGAAGCAAAUGCAGAAAUUCAAGUGAACAUAGAUAGGUGGAGAGUAAUGGCACAAACAAAUGCUAAAAGCAAGAGUGAGAAAUUCCCACCUCCCCAUCAAGAUGCAGCGGUUGGACAUCCACAAGAUUCAUCACACAAAGCCCAUGUAUCAUUUGGCACAACAGGCACUUCUUUCAGCUCAUCAUUUUUCAAUAACAAGUCACCUGGAUUUGCUAGUAGUGGUGGAGCUCCAGGAGGCCCUUCCAGGAGGAGGAAACCCAAUAAAGAAGACCCCAAAAGGGCUCCAUCCCGAAGUUUCAUCCAUGGUCUGAAGUCAUCCGCAAUAGUGCUAUCAAUGGACAUGCUAUUUAGGGGUAAAUCCGAGGUCUUUGGCAGCCAUAAAUAAAGAUACAAGUGUUUAUACAUCUUCUAUAGAUACAUAUAUUUCUGAGAAGUAGGUAUUCAGUUGCAUUUUUCCCAUUUGUUUUUCCUGAGUUGUUGGUAUAAAUAACUGGUGUAUAGCCUGAAACCCCAUCAACUUAGAUGAAUGAUCUGCAAAAGGAAUUCCACUUUUUGUUGUGUAUAUAUAUAUAUAUAUAUAGAGAGAGAGACUCUAGACAGGUUUCAGAAUCUUUUCAAUGAAAUUAUUAUUUUAUU